Cryphonectria parasitica EP155 is the source of this 1328-nucleotide messenger RNA. RefSeq lists its product as uncharacterized. The transcript is spliced from 3 exons. The record is from RefSeq and is a predicted model, not a curated record. Gene Ontology annotation, biological process: mitochondrial respiratory chain complex I assembly; aerobic respiration; electron transport coupled proton transport. Gene Ontology annotation, molecular function: 4 iron, 4 sulfur cluster binding; quinone binding; NADH dehydrogenase (ubiquinone) activity. The coding region runs from base 115 to 783 and encodes 222 amino acids. Lineage: Eukaryota; Fungi; Ascomycota; Sordariomycetes; Diaporthales; Cryphonectriaceae.
CACCAACCCACCCCCCACGGUGACCACCAUCCUCUCCACUCUGCUUUCUCUUCCCUGAAUUCCAACAACAGAGAGGAAGUCAUUCAGGUUCAAUUCGCUCUCCACACCCUAACAAUGGCGAGCGCAUUACGGACAUCGGCCUCCAUGGCCCUGCGAGCCAAGCCGACGACGUCCCUCAUACCCUUCCGCGUCGCCGCCGCGUCCAUCUCCUCCUCCUCCAAGAACAAUGCCGCACAGGUCCAACCCCACGCCGGUGCCUCGACGGGUCUCCAGCCGAAGCAGGUUCCCCUCGCGAGCCAGGAGGGCACCAAGGGAAUUGUUCAAUAUGCCCUCACCACCCUCGACCAGAUCGUCAACUGGGGCCGCCAGUCCUCCCUCUGGCCCAUGACCUUUGGCCUCGCCUGCUGCGCCGUCGAGAUGAUGCACCUCUCGACCCCGCGCUACGACCAGGACCGCAUGGGCAUCAUCUUCCGUGCCAGCCCUCGCCAGUCUGACGUGAUGAUCGUCGCCGGCACCCUGACCAACAAGAUGGCCCCCGCCCUGCGCCAGGUCUACGACCAGAUGCCCGACCCGCGCUGGGUCAUCUCCAUGGGCUCGUGCGCCAACGGCGGCGGCUACUACCACUACAGCUACAGCGUCGUCCGCGGCUGCGACAGGAUCGUCCCCGUGGAUGUCUACGUGCCCGGCUGCCCUCCCACCAGCGAGGCCCUCAUGUACGGCAUCUUUCAGCUGCAGAGGAAGAUGAGGAUGACCAAGAUCACGAGAAUGUGGUACAGGAAGUAAGAGGAAAGGAAAAAGAAAGAGAAAAGACAGAAAAAAGACAAGGUCGAGAUUUUUCUUCUCAUUUUUGGUGGUUGUGUAAGGGGAAUGCCAUGGAAUGGAGUGGAGUGGUAGAAACCCUGAGCGUUCGCCGCCGGUAUGGCGAGAAGAAAGGAAGGGAGAGAGGGUGGAGGGUGAGGAUUAGAGACCUGGCUGGCCUGGACUGGCGGACAUCACAAGACGACGAGAUCUACCGUGGGGAAGAGAGAGGAAGAGAGAGGAAGAGAGAGGAAGAGAGAGGAAGAGAGAGGAAGAGAGAGGAAGAGAGAGGAAGAGAGAGGAAGAGGAGAAGUGUGAGAGGUAUCAAAUACACAGCUGCUGAUCCCCAGCUGCCUGUCGUUUCAUUUAUCGUGUUUUUGUUCUUGUCACUUGCCUAUGUGCUUUGUACAUAUCUAGAGACGCGGUCGGAGGUGGGAAGGGAGAGAGAGGGAAGGGAAACAAGAGCGGGAAAACCGGACUGGUCAAAUAGAUGGACAUGGAAGCAAAAUAGGAAAAAGAAACAAAACCCC